AUGUUAGGAGGGGCUAAUUAUGCCAGAAAUUAUCCACGGAUAUCCAAGGACCACGCUGCCAGUGCAGAAGGAGAUGACGAAUAUCAACACAGCAACAGAUCUUCAAGUAGCAAAGAAACCAGGCUGCCUUUGGAUGGAAUGAACCAAGGAUCGGUAUGGGUCUGGACACGUCAUAUAGCUCAGGUCGUACCUGAGCUCGGGCGCUGUAUCCAGACGUGCUGCACUCCGGGAGUGAAUGUGCGCCUUUACACAUUUUGCCCGGUACAGUCGCGGGUAGAGCCCAGCUGGACUCGAGAGAUGAUCGCAAUCGAAUGGGGACACACAAUUGUAAUUACCAAACUACACUUACUUUACCCAUGCAGACGGCUCAUGGAAUGCUAUCACGUGAAAAUCCAUCAACGCUCCCAGCUAGUAAGCGUGCGGUUUAAUGUCUCUACUAUCAGGCUCUAAAGACAUGACCGCUGAGUUCGUGUUAGAUUAAUCCGUCGUUUUACUUAGUCUGG
This is a messenger RNA of Sitophilus oryzae (rice weevil), 503 nucleotides long. RefSeq lists its product as uncharacterized. The transcript is spliced from 3 exons. Bases 1 to 450 code for a protein of 149 amino acids. Lineage: Eukaryota; Metazoa; Arthropoda; Insecta; Coleoptera; Curculionidae. The record is from RefSeq and is a predicted model, not a curated record.